AUGGCCGAUACAUUCAAAAUCCUGCCGUUGGAAGAGAUUCCAACCCUCACCCAGCAAUAUGAGCAGCGCAAGUUUACCCCGGUGUCUUCUCCAGUCACACUCCCCGAGACCCCAGUGCAGCCCAAGCUACAGGCCGGCAGCACUCUUCCAAUACCAUCCAAAGAUAUUAAUGACCGCAUCUCUGUUAUCCGAUGGGACAUCACCAAAAUCCAGGUUGAUGCAAUCGUCAAUGCAGCUAACUCGUCGCUGAGGAGGGGCGGAGGUGUCUGCGGAGCGAUUCACAGAGCAGCUGGCCCAGAACUGGACCGAGAGUGUGCACGACUGAACGGGUGUCAGACAGGACUGGCCAAAAGCACAAAUGCGUACAGCCUACCGUGCCGUAGGGUUAUUCACACCGUCGGGCCACAGUACACUACAGGAGAGUUCACACCAAAACAGGCUGCAGAGAAACUCUCCAGUUGCUAUACCAAGAGCCUAGAACUGGCAGUUCAAGAUGGAUGCCGGACUAUCGCAUUUCCCACCAUCAGCACUGGUAUCUACGGGUAUCCCAGUGAUAAAGCAGCCCCAGUGGCACUGGCUGCAAUCCGAAAAUUCUUAGAGGGGCCACAGGGCUCUGGAAUCGACCGCGUGGUGCUUUUGAUGUGGGACAUGAAGGACAUCAAUGCAUAUCAAGAUAAUAUCCCGCUUUACUUCCCUCCUGUCCCUUAA
Thermochaetoides thermophila DSM 1495 is the source of this 708-nucleotide messenger RNA. RefSeq lists its product as uncharacterized. The coding region runs from base 1 to 708 and encodes 235 amino acids. The transcript is spliced from 2 exons. NCBI's taxonomy places the organism in Eukaryota, Fungi, Ascomycota, Sordariomycetes, Sordariales, Chaetomiaceae. The record is from RefSeq and is a predicted model, not a curated record.